CUUCAGGGCAUAGCAGUUCGGAGGUUUUCUCAGCAAUAUGGCUGGAAGCAGUAUGGCUCAGAAGACUUGGGAGCUAACAAAUAGCAUGCAGGAAGUUCAAAGUAUUGAUGAAAUUUACAAGUAUGACAAAAAACAGCAACAAGAAAUUCUAGCAGCGAAACCAUGGACAAAAGACCAUCACUACUUCAAAUACUGCAAGAUCUCAGCUUUGGCUUUGCUGAAGAUGGUGAUGCAUGCCCGAUCUGGGGGUAACCUGGAGGUGAUGGGACUGAUGUUGGGUAAGGUGGACGGAGAGACGAUGAUCAUAAUGGACAGCUUUGCUCUGCCAGUGGAGGGUACGGAGACUAGGGUGAACGCACAAGCUGCAGCCUAUGAAUACAUGGCUGCAUACAUAGAGAACGCCAAACAGGUUGGGCGCUUGGAGAACGCUAUUGGAUGGUACCACAGUCACCCGGGUUACGGAUGUUGGUUGUCAGGUAUUGAUGUCAGCACUCAGAUGCUCAACCAGCAAUUUCAGGAGCCUUUCGUUGCUGUCGUGAUUGACCCAACUCGCACCAUAUCUGCUGGGAAAGUUAAUCUAGGAGCUUUCAGAACCUAUCCCAAGGGCUACAAACCACCCGAUGAAGGACCGUCAGAGUACCAGACAAUUCCCUUGAAUAAGAUUGAAGACUUUGGGGUGCACUGCAAGCAGUACUAUGCAUUGGAAGUUACUUACUUUAAAUCAUCACUUGACCGCAAAUUAUUGGAGCUCCUGUGGAAUAAAUACUGGGUUAACACUCUAAGUUCAUCAAGUCUGCUGACAAACUCGGACUACACCACGGGACAGGUGUUUGACCUGUCGGAGAAACUCGAGCAGUCAGAAGCUCAGCUGGGUCGGGGCAGUUUCAUGCUGGGCCUGGACACACACGACAGAAAGUCUGAGGACAAACUCGCCAAGGCAACCCGAGACAGUUGCAAGACGACCAUUGAGGCCAUUCAUGGGUUGAUGUCCCAAGUAAUCAAAGACAAGCUCUUCAACCAAGUCAAUACUUCUGCCAAUUAACAGCCCUUACAAAAGUGCAUUUGGUUUGUUUGAAAGGUAUUCUGUAUUUAGUUUUAAGUGUUAUAGUUGGAUUCUGAAUGAUCCUGGGGAGACAUAAUGUAACCCUGGGGAGACAUAAAUGUAACCCUGUUCUUGCUAUCUGAAUAAAAAAAGUAAAAAACUACAA
Messenger RNA from Alosa sapidissima (American shad), 1208 nucleotides. RefSeq names its product COP9 signalosome complex subunit 5. The coding region runs from base 38 to 1042 and encodes 334 amino acids. Gene Ontology annotation, cellular component: COP9 signalosome; cytoplasm. Lineage: Eukaryota; Metazoa; Chordata; Actinopteri; Clupeiformes; Clupeidae. The transcript has 8 exons. Gene Ontology annotation, biological process: protein deneddylation. Gene Ontology annotation, molecular function: deNEDDylase activity; metallopeptidase activity; protein binding. The record is from RefSeq and is a predicted model, not a curated record.